AGUCACUUACAGCCCCUUUUUAAUUAAAUUUUUACUAUAUUUUUGGCCUUAUAAUACUGUUUAAAUUUAAAGUAAUACAUUCCUUUUAUAAUUUACCACUUAUUUGUUAAUAACAAAUAUAGAAUAGUGUAUAUACAAAUGCGUAGUAAAUGUGUAAAUAAACUGAAAUAGAAACACGCGAAUACGGCCAAAAUCACGCACAUACACACUACCUUCACCGUGAUUGUGCUAACUAGAAUAAUAAAGUGAACUCAGCAGAAAAAUUAUUGAAACACUCUAAAAAUAACUAAAUCAUAAUGUCCGAUAAUCCUACUUUGGAAGAAUGCGUAUCUAUUCCCAUAUCGGAACCAGAAUUGCUCGAAGUUACCGAAAAAGCCAAGGACUGGGCUAUUAUGCAUGGUGCUGCUAUGCGUUCGAAAACCAAUUUUAGUCCAGAUUCUUUAAAUUUUGCACCAUUUUUAUUGACACCCUCCUCAUUUCCACGCAAGGAAUUUGAAAAGGCCGUCGCUUUACAGACCAUCAUUAAUCGUCUCAUGCAUAAUGUGGCCCAUGAUGAGGAGUUCUUAACAACCACCUUGGCGGAAACUAUCAAAGUUGAUGAAUUCACUGGCAAUUUAUUCAAUAUUUAUAAGAAAGUUUUAGCCAACGGCUUUGGUCAGCGCAUAUCGUUGGGCAUUUUGCGAAGUGAUUUGAUGUUGGAGUCUAGAUGUAAAGACUUAGAAAAAACAAUAAAAAGUGAAAAACCCUGUGCCUUCUGUUGCUGGAAACAAGUUGAAAUUAAUGCAAUAGCGUCUGGUUUUGGACAUUUAGGACCAUCCAGCAGAGCCAUACAAAGCUACGUUUUGGGUGAAUUGGGUCAAUAUGAGAAACUGAAAAAUAUGCCGGAAAAUAAGGCUUUAGCUGGUAUUUGCGAUGGUAUGAUACGUGCUUGGGAGAUCUACAAUAAUCCAAAGGCCGUUAUUAUGUUUAUAAUCGAGGAUGUUUCUUAUAACAUUUGCGAUCAGAGAUUUCAUGAAUUUUAUAUACGCGAAAAAUGUCCUCACAUUAAAGUAUUAAGACGGACUUUAACCCAAGUCCAUAAGAAUGGAAAAUUAAGCUUAAAGAAAGAGCUUAUUUUGGAAGAUCAGGAAGUAGCUGUUAUAUAUUUCCGUGCUGGCUACGAACCAGGACAGUAUCACUCUCAAGAUGAGUGGGAUGCACGCUAUAUGAUGGAAUGCUCUACUGCCAUUAAGUGUCCUUCUAUUCACUAUCACUUGGCUGGCACCAAGAAAGUGCAACAGGCUUUAGCACAGCCUGAAAUGCUGGAAAGAUUUAUCAAUGAUCCCGAAGAGAUUAAAGCUAUUGGGAAAAUAUUUACCGGCCUUUAUUCUCUGGAAGAUAACGAUGUAGGUAAUGCCACCUAUGAGAUGGCAUUAAAAGAACCCGAGCGUUUUGUUUUAAAACCUCAACGUGAAGGUGGCGGUAAUAAUGUAUAUGGAUUGGACAUUCCAGAUGUUUUACGGAAAAUGUCACGAGUUGAACGUUCUGCUUGGAUCUUAAUGGAUCUUAUACAUCCACCUGUAUCGAAGGGCUAUAUGAUACGUCCUGGUGGCACUAUGCCCCCGCCUAUAGUUGAAGUGGUGUCAGAAUUGGGCAUUUUCGGUGUGGUUAUUGGCGAUGUGGACAAUAUAAUUUGUAAUUAUCAAGCUGGCCACAUGUUGCGUACCAAAAUAUCUACUGCCAAUGAGGGCGGUGUUGCUGCCGGUUUGGGUGCAUUAGACAGCCCCUAUUUGGUUGAUUAGCAUUUUUAAUUUUCGUAUAUUUUUAAUAAAAAAUUAAUUGUAACAUUGUAUAUUGAAAAUAUUUUUAUAAUUACAUUUAAGCAAUAAAUCAGAGAUUUACUAUGGUUUACAACUAAACAAAAUAAUAAAACGCUGUACGAUUUUUAUACAAAAAUUAUAUAUUUGAAGAAAAUAUAUGUCUAAACAAUUAAUAAACAAGUAAAAUUCACAAAAUAGAAA
Messenger RNA from Calliphora vicina (urban bluebottle blowfly), 2000 nucleotides. Its product is annotated as glutathione synthetase-like. The record is from RefSeq and is a predicted model, not a curated record. Bases 297 to 1781 code for a protein of 494 amino acids. Gene Ontology annotation, molecular function: ATP binding; glutathione synthase activity; glutathione binding. Lineage: Eukaryota; Metazoa; Arthropoda; Insecta; Diptera; Calliphoridae. The transcript has 9 exons. Gene Ontology annotation, biological process: glutathione biosynthetic process. Gene Ontology annotation, cellular component: cytosol.